This is a messenger RNA of Spinacia oleracea (spinach), 3855 nucleotides long. Its product is annotated as pentatricopeptide repeat-containing protein At1g63150. The record is from RefSeq and is a predicted model, not a curated record. NCBI's taxonomy places the organism in Eukaryota, Viridiplantae, Streptophyta, Magnoliopsida, Caryophyllales, Amaranthaceae. Gene Ontology annotation, molecular function: protein binding. The transcript has 3 exons. The coding region runs from base 282 to 3179 and encodes 965 amino acids.
UUUUUAUUUUAAAAAAAAACAUAGGGAGAGACUACCUGCCGGCGGGCGAACCCUCCCCUCCCCUCCGCCCAAACACAACCCUAGCCUGUCCCCAUCUUUCUCUCUCCCUCUCUUUCUCUUUCACCCUCCAUAGCCGUGGUCUUUCAAUGACCACGUUGCCAGAGGAGUCCGAACCCCUCUUUUUCUUCACCAACAAUUCCCACUUCCCCCUUUAUUGAUCAAUCAAAACUUCGAAGCUUCUUUCAUGGCUGACAUUUUGUGGGUUCAUUCAUCUUCAACCGAUGACUAAAAUGGUAAAGCUCUUCCAAACCCCAUCUCCAUUUCAUCUUCUUAAGAUUUAUUCUUUGUUGGGUUCUUUUCAUUUCAAUAGAUUCUCAUCAAAAUCUGGUCUUUCCUCCCUCAAAUCUUCUCUUUCUUCAUUGCAAAUUUCCAAUGAUACUUUAGUUUCUAGAGUUUGUGAGAUUUUAUCCGACCAUCAAUGGAGACGGAGCUCCGAAUUGUUUCGGUUGAGCCCCAAUUUAACGCCCCAUCUUAUGGAACGAAUUAUCCGUACCCACAUGGAUGUUGGAUCACUUUUGCAGUUCUUUUACUGGGUUUCUAAGAGACCCUCUUAUGAACAUGAUUUUAAUUGUUAUUUUUCUAUGUUAGAUAGACUUAUUGUGGAUCAUCGUUGCCACGACGAUGCCCAGCAUUUGAUUGUUACGAGUGUUAGAGUUUGUAAGAAUGGGGAAGAAUUGAAAUGGGUUAUGGAAUUUUUGGUUGAUAUUAGAAGAAGAGGUUUCAAGAUUAGUAUGUAUAGUUACAAUACCUUAUUGAUUGCAUUGGGUAAGUUCGACAUGGUCGGAGCUGCCUAUAAUGUGUAUACCGAGAUGCUGUCUAGUGGGAUUAGCCCUAGUGUUUUCACAUUGAAUACUUUGAUCAAUAUGUUCUGUAAGAAGGGGAAGGUUGAGAAGGGCGAGCUAUUUUUAAGUAAGAUUUAUCAGUAUGGAAUGUGUCCUGAUGUUUUUACAUAUACAUCUUUGAUUCUUGGGCAUUGUAGAAACCGUGAUGUAGGCAAGGCAUUUGGGGUGUUCAAUUGGAUGUUGAAGAAGGGUUGUCAACCAGACUCGGUUACCUAUAAUACUCUCAUCAAUGGGCUCUGUGAUGAUGGCAAGUUGGAUGAGGGUUUGAGGUUACUUGGGGAAAUGGUUGAGAAAGGAAUUGCACCUACAGUUAAUACUUUCACCGUUCCAAUUGUCAAACUUUGUGAGUAUGGUCAGGUUGAGAAAGCUUCCAGACUUGUGGGGGCCAUGUCGAAAAGAGGCUGUCAUCCUAAUGUUCAUACGUACACAGCCCUUAUUAGUGGGUUGUCUCGUACAGGGAGUCUGGAUGUUGCUAUUGGAUUAUACAACAAAAUGAUGAAAGAUGGUGUUGCUCCAAAUACUGCUACAUGUAAUGCUUUGAUCCAGGAAUUGUGUGAGGGGGGACGGAUUGAACAAGCUUUGAGGAUUUUUGGCUGGAUGGAAGUCCGUAGGUGUUAUCCAAGUACUACUACCUGUAACACAUUGAUCCGUGAAUUGUGUGAGGACGGAAGGAUUGAACAAGCUGUGAGGAUUUUUGACUGGAUGGAAGCCCAUGGCUGCCUACGAAAUUCUCGUACCUACAAUGAAAUGAUAAGUGGGCUAUGUUUAAGAGGUACUUUGCAAGAAGCUAUGGUGCUUUUUGGUGAUAUGACUAGGGAUGGUCCUUCACCUACUGUGGAAACAUACAAUAUUCUGAUUUAUGGUUACAUAAUGCAAAAGAAUCUUGACAAUGCUGUGAGAUUGUUUGAUUUGAUGAGGGAGAGUGGAUGUGGCCCUGAUGAAUACACUUACAAUGAAAUGAUACUUGGGUUCUGCAAAGGAGGAAAGUUGGAGCUAGCAUCUUCUCUGUUCCAUGAAAUGUAUGGACGAGGUUUGCGUCCAAAUGAAUAUACCUUCACCAUUCUCAUUGAUGGUCAUUGCAAGGCAGGAAACAUUGAUGGAGCACAAGAAUUACUUGGUAAGAUGGAGGAGUUUGGUUGUUCUCCUACAACUGAGACCUUUAAUGCCAUUAUAAGUGGAUUAGCAAAAGACAAUAGAUUUGCAGAUGCAGAGAAUAUGUGCAGCAGGUUGUCUGAGUAUGGAUUGUUGCCUAAUGUUGUCACCUACACAUCACUGUUGGAUGGUCUUUGUCAACAUGGUGGGACAAAUCUUGCAUUCAAGGUGAUUCAUGAGAUGGAAAAGAAUAACUGCCAACCAAAUUUGCGUACUUACAGUGUACUCAUAUAUAGGUUGUGUCAAGAAGGAAAAGUUGAUUGUGCAGAAGGUUUGUUUGAAGAAAUGCAAAAGAAAGGGAUAUCCCCUGAUGUGGUGGCAUUUACCUCUCUUAUUGAUGGUUUUGUAAUGAUUGAUAGGCUAGAACGUGCCUUUUGCCUUCUCCGCAAGAUGUUAAGCUUGAGCUGCCAACCUAAUUUUCGCACUUUCUGUGUGCUGCUCAAAGGUUUGCAGAAAGAAUGUCAGUUGAUCAUGAACAAGGCUGCAGUCCAGAAUGAUGUCUCCUAUGGAUUCCCUUCUGAUGCUAAGGACAUUGGAUCUGAUUUGGUCAGCCAACUAUUAGUCAGACUUUCAGAAAUUGACGGUGAACCCACAGUUAGUACAUACAGUACUCUAAUCAGUGGUUUAUACAGAGAAGGAAAAUACGACGUGGCAGAACAAUUGGUAAAAAACAUGCAAGAGAAACAAUUGCCUCUGAACAAUGACAUCUUUAAUUUGCUAUUGCUAAUUUAUUGUAGAAGCUCAAGAGUGGAACCUGCUCUGGGUAUCUUGAAAUCAUUGUCAAGUAGUGAGUUUGAACCCCCAUUAUCUACUUAUGGAUUGCUUAUGUCUAUGUUGUGCAAGUUGAAUCAGGAGGAUGAAGCUGUGUCUCUGUUUAAGAACAUUCUUGAGAAAAAAUGGAACACUGAUGAGGUUGUUUGGAGUGUGUUGGUUAAUGGAUUAUUGAAGGAAGGACAAGUGGGUCCAUGUGUAAAGCUCCUUCAAGUCCUUCAGUCCAGUAAACAGACCGUCAGCCGAUACACUAUCAAGUUUUUGGCUGAAGAAAUAUCAAAAGUGGAUGGGUCUUUUGAAACUAAUCUACUUGUUGACGAACUGUUAGGCACUAGGAAUAGUUUUCCUGGUUGAGAUUUUGCAUUUCAGUGAGCUUUGGCUUGUGAUUAAUGAAAUGGCUUGUGUUGGUGUUUCUGCAAGUGAUUUUGAUGGAAUGGGAACAUUUCGCCUAAGUUUCACCUUUGCAGCUCCAUUAUCCGGAGGAGGACCUGGAUUUUCUGUCAGAGAUUGGUCACUCGUGGCCAUUGGCAUUUGCAGCCAGAGGCCCAUGAUUAAUUCCAGUUGCAUCUUUCUCCAUAUGAUCAUAUGUGGUUGGUUCGAGGGAAUAAUUCUCCUUUCGCAAUUUUCUUUCGAAGGCAUGUCUCUUACCCCUGUUGAUGGUGGAGACUGAAGUGCAAUUAGUAGAGCUGGCUUUGAGGGCGUCUCUUUUGAGCCUGGAAUUCAGAGAAGCUGCCUAUAACAUGGUGAAUUGGUGCUUCACUGCAGGUGGCUAAAUCAUCAAGACUGGGGCUCUGUGAGGCUCGAGCAAAUUACUAGGAUGGGGCAAUGACAUUUAUAAAAAAACCUUGAGCAAGUGUACAGAAACAGGAUUUGUGACGUGACACUGAGUUGUCCCUUUUUGUUGUAUACGUAACCAGAUAAGUAUUAUCAGACUACAUUUUGUUUUAGGUGAACCCAUUCAUUGAUCUAGUUUGAUUCAUAUUCUUUUUAACAUAAAGCAAUAAAAAUAGAGUAUCUGAUAUUGCUGACA